Messenger RNA from Centruroides sculpturatus (bark scorpion), 1284 nucleotides. RefSeq lists its product as uncharacterized. The record is from RefSeq and is a predicted model, not a curated record. The transcript is spliced from 3 exons. The coding region runs from base 1 to 1284 and encodes 427 amino acids. Lineage: Eukaryota; Metazoa; Arthropoda; Arachnida; Scorpiones; Buthidae.
AUGUCUAAGCAACUGUCGGGUGCACAAAAGAGAAAUAUAAGGAAACGAAAAUUAGAAGAAUGCAAGCCAAUGUCGCAACAAUUUGUUAAAUGGCUAAGUACAGAAACACUAGAGAACAGAGGAAGUGCGGAAGAGGUCAAACCUAAUACUGCUUCACAAGCUGAUGAUUCAACACUACAUUUGACAUCUACCCCUUCAAUGAACGACAAUUCUCAGAGAAGCAAAAAUAAGGAGCCACUGCAAGAAGUAAAAUCUAUUACUUCACAAGAUAUUUUACUACAGUUGCCCCAUAAUAAUUCAAAAGAGGACGAGCCUGCACAAAUUGGGUACAAAACUAGAAAUGAAAUCUUACGCAGAAUUAAGAAAGCAAAGUACUACACCAUUGUAUUCGACUGCACCCCCGAUGUUUCAAGAAAAGAACAAAUGAGUCAGAUGAUAAGAUAUGUCCAUGUUGACUGUAAUGGAAAGUUAAUGAUUGAAGAAAGCUUCAUCAACUUUAUUCAGUCACAUGAAAAAAAGGGAGAAGGUUUAUCGACUGAAAUUUUAAAUAAACUAGAAGUUGAUAAAUUGGAUAUUCAGGAUUUCAGGGGGCAAGGAUUUGACAAUGGUGCCAAUAUGGCUGGCAAAUAUAAAGGAGUUAGUGCACGUAUUUUGGAAAUUAAUAAUUUAGCAAUAUUUGUACCUUGUGCAGCUCAUAAUCUAAAUUUAGCUGGUGUCCACGCUGCACCUACAACUCCAGAAAUGAUUACUUUUUUUGGUAUUGUGCAUAGAUUAUUUAAUUUUUUCUCGUCCUCAACAACACGUUGGGACAUUUUAAUGAAGUGCCUAAAAUUGUCACUUAAAAGUUUUUCUGAUACAAGGUGGUCAUCAAAGGCCAGUGCAAUAAAGGCGCUGUAUUUACAAUUACCUGAAGUAAUGAAAGGACUGCAAACGAUUUCAAAUGAUUUUUCAAAUCCGGAAGUUGUAUCUAAUGCAAAAAGUUUGAUUUUGCAAAUUAAUUAUAAAUUUAUCUGUACUCUUUCUAUAUGGAAUAAAAUUCUGCAAUGCAUCGAUCGAACAAAUAAAGCAUUACAACAGAAAGAUUUGUCAAUAGAUUGUGAAACAAAAUUAAUUGCUGGAUUACUUGGUACAUUACAAGGGCUUCGAGAUACAGGUUUUAAUCAAAAUUUGCAGGAAGUACAAAAAUUGGCAGAAGAAAUGGAGAUUUCUUUCAUCAACCAAUUUUUGAAUAUUCGUAUUCACUUUCUAAUGUUUCGAGUCCAUCCUGAUUUACUUCUGAUCUAA